UCACUUUGGGUUACAAGUAAUGUGGCUAUGAACGUUUGUGUUCACGUUUUUGUGUGAACAUGUUUUUUUCUGGAGUAUAUACUUAGGAAGAAUUGCUGAGUCUUUGGGUGAUUCCAAGUUUAACUUUUUGAAGAGCGGGAUUUCCAUAGUGCCUCCACCGGUUACAUACCAGCAGCAAGGUGUCAUUUCUCCACACCCUCCCUGAUGCUUGUUCCUGUCGGCUUUUUUAAUCCUAGCCAUCCAGUGGUGUAUCUUGCAGCUUUGUAUUUCCUUAAUGACGUAAGAAUCUUCUCAUGUGUUCAUUGUGUUUGGAGAAAUACCUAUAGAAAUCCUCCCAUUUUACAAUUAGAUUGUCUUUUAUUGAGUUUUAAGAAUUCUUUAUAUAAUCCAGUACCAGUCUAUGAUUUGCAGAUAAUGCUUCCAUUCAGUGGGUUAUCUUUUCAGUUGUCGGAUGGUUUGCUGCACAAAAAUUUCUCAUUUAGAUAGUCCCAAUUUAUGACGCCCUAACAACAGUUGUCUAACCUAAGGUUAUGAUUGCUCGUUUUCUUCGAGGUGGCUUAUAGUUUUAGCCUUUACACUUAGGUCUGUGGUGCAUUUUCGGUUACUUUUUGUGUGCGAUGUGACCCCUUAACUUGGAGGGGGAGCUGCUUUGGCCAACUGCCUCUACACUGCUCUGCUUCCGUUCACCGGCCCGAGUUACGUGGCUACACCCAUCACAUCUGCGCGAGGCUGGACAAUGUGUGUUUCAGGCAUCUUGCAUCAAAUGCGGAUUGUAAACCUUUUCGGCCAUAGUCCUAAACAAGUCAGUUCUAUUGCUUCGCUUUUCAAGUAAAUAGAUCUGGCGAUUUUUCACCCGCGAGGAUUGAGCAGGGUGAUCAGCGCGAAAGGGCGCUGGUUCUCACUCCCUCCGGGACCUGCUCCUAGGACUGCAGUCCCGAGGGACUUACCGGCCUUCGCCCCCUACCCCAGCCGCCAGCGAGUUUGGGCUCUCGGGGGAAACGAACCGGCGCCCUUCGCGUCUUCUCGCCGGCUCCCGCGGCCCGCCCCUCGCCGCGCCGCGCCCACUCGGCCCCCGGAGCCGCCCUCCCCGCGGGAGCCGGGGCGCCGGCCGGGCGAUAACGCCGCAGGGCCGCGGCCGCGGGCGGAGCUGCCGUGCGCCAUGGCCGCGUCCCCCGGAGCGCCCCGGGCCCCCGCCGUCGAGGCGCCGCCGCUCCAGCCGGACGCGCGCACCUUGGACCGCGGCUCGGACAGCAGAGCCGGUCAGCUCUCAUUCUGUACCAAGGUGUGCUAUGGCAUUGGUGGGAUCCCCAACCAGGUGGCCUCCAGCGCCACAGCCUUUUACCUGCAACUGUUCCUGCUUGAUGUGGCACAGAUCCCUGCUGCCCAGGUGUCCCUUGUCCUGUUCGGAGGGAAGGUGUCUGGGGCAGCUGCCGACCCUGUGGCUGGGUUCUUCAUCAAUAGAAGCAGGAGGACAGGGUCUGGACGCCUCAUGCCCUGGGUGCUGGGCUGCACGCCCUUCCUCACCGUGGCCUACUUCCUCCUGUGGUUCCUGCCCCCCUUCACCAGCCUGCGGGGCCUCUGGUACACGGGCUGCUACUGCCUGUUCCAGGCCCUGGCCACGUUCUUCCAGGUGCCCUACGCGGCGCUCACCAUGCUCCUGACCCCCUGCCCGAGGGAGCGGGACUCGGCCACCGCGUACCGGAUGACCAUGGAGAUGGCGGGGACGCUGAUGGGAGCCGCCGUCCACGGGCUCAUCGUGUCGGGCGCCCACGGGCCGCACAGGUGCGAGGACGUCGCGCUCGCCCGGCCGGCCGUCGUCUCCCCCGACGCGACUCGUCUCUACUCCAUUGCAGCCGCAGUGCUUGCUCUGACUUACCCUGUGUGCACUGGUUUGCUCUGCCUUGGGGUGAAGGAGCGACCAGACUCCUCCGGCCCAGCCUCAGGCCAAGGCCUGAGCUUCCUGGCUGGGCUGGGCCUCACUGUCCGGCACCGGCCCUACCUGAAGCUGGUCAUCUCCUUCCUGUUCAUCUCAGCAGCCAUUCAGGUGGAGCAGAGCUACCUGGUCCUGUUCUGUACACAUGCCUCCCGGCUACAUGAUCACGUCCAGGGCGUGGUGCUGACCAUCCUGGUCUCAGCUGUGCUGAGCACCCCACUGUGGGAGUGGGUUCUACAGCGAUUUGGGAAGAAGACAUCGGCCUUCGGGAUCUGUGUGAUGGUGCCUUUUGCAAUCCUGUUGGCUGCUGUACCCACAGCACCUGUGGCAUACGUGGUGGCCUUUGUGUCUGGCCUGAGCAUUGCUGUGUCCUUGCUGCUACCCUGGUCCAUGCUUCCAGAUGUGGUGGAUGCCUUCCAGCAGCAGCAGCAGCCUGGCCCGGGCCUGGAGACCAUCUUCUACUCAUCCUAUGUCUUCUUCACCAAGCUUUCUGGCGCAGGCGCCCUGGGCAUCUCCACUCUCAGUCUGGAGUUUGCGGGCUACGAGGCAGGAGCCUGCACGCAGGCGGAGCGGGUGGUGGUGACCCUCAAGGUCCUCAUCGGGGCCGUGCCCACCUGCAUGAUCAUCACCGGUCUGUGCAUCCUCAUGGUGGGCCCCGCACCAAAGGUGCCAAGCCAGGACCCCUCCCGCCGGCAGAGCCUUCAGAGGAGGACCAGCUACAGCGUCGCUUGAGGUCUGACCGUGUGUGGGCUGGAACCACAGGAGCCAGCGUCUUCUGGGCUCAAAGUCCUUCUUUCUUCUCAGUCCCUUAGCACGCCCAUUUCAAGGGUUACCUGUGACCCAUCUUUCCCCCUGGGACAUGGAGUCUUCAGGGACAUCUCCUGAAGGGACUGGCCUGGGCCCAGGACCCUCCCCCGCCACUUCUUGCUUGUUGACCGCAGACCGUAUCCGACAGGCCUGUGCCCCGGACCACCCAGCUCCAGGCGGCUCUGACCUGGAAAGCAUCCCGAGAACAACUAUUCCUGGAAAAAGGAAGGCCCACCCCCUGCUCCCCUGACAGGACAGACACACAGACAUCUUGCUCUUCCUGACACUCCAGUGGACACCUGAGAGGGAGGCUGACAGACACCACACGAAUGGGCAGAGGGGGACAGAUGGACUUGUUGGGGAUGACGUCAGGAAAGACGCAAAUAGAGACAUUGAGACCAACAGACCCCAGAAGGAGCGAAUGGGGACAGCAGCGGGGGAGGAGACCGAGCAGAGCACAAGAGGCGUUUCUCAAGGCUUUCGGGUCGCUUGGAUAAGCCGGCCACAGUUUCCGGAAUCAGAUACAGACUGAUACUGAGCUACCAAACAUCAGUCCCCUUUACGAACAAAAGUUAUUUUUGCAGAAAUAUUGUUCUGAAAUUGUAUCUUAUGAAAGCACAGGAACCACAGUUUUCUAAAGGCCAUAUCUUUGGGGAAGAAAGAUCCACUGAGAUUUAUUUUUAAAAUACAUAUAUCUAUUAAAGGCUUUAUCUUCUA
Messenger RNA from Mustela lutreola (European mink), 3457 nucleotides. RefSeq names its product MFSD2 lysolipid transporter B, sphingolipid (gene MFSD2B). NCBI's taxonomy places the organism in Eukaryota, Metazoa, Chordata, Mammalia, Carnivora, Mustelidae. Gene Ontology annotation, molecular function: sphingolipid intramembrane carrier activity; symporter activity. The record is from RefSeq and is a predicted model, not a curated record. The transcript has 14 exons. Gene Ontology annotation, biological process: carbohydrate transport. Gene Ontology annotation, cellular component: membrane. Bases 1160 to 2665 code for a protein of 501 amino acids.